AGUGGGUACCCGCUGUGAUGGCCUUCGUCCACUCCUUCACCUUCCCUAUCACCGCCAAACCUUUUCGCGCCUUCCCCAACCCCCAAACGCCGUCGUUUCCCUCACGCUCCACCCUCCCUUUUCACAACCUCCUCACUCGCCGCCACUCCGAUGUCUUCUUCACCUGGGACGACGUCAUCCGGAUAUCCCAACCGGAAUCCCUCCCCGACGACGACCCUUCCGAUCUCAAAUGCUACUCCGAUAAGAUCAAAUUCUGCAACCGCGGCCACGAAAUGCAAUCGGAGUUCCGUUCCUUCGUAAUUGAGGACCAAAUCGUUGGGUACAUUCACAACGGAUUUGCCGAGAAUUUACGGAGUUACCAGGACGUUUUUACUUUUACACCAGGCCAAGUAACUCUGCAUUCUUCGCUGAGCUCACCUGAGGAUAGGACUAGAGCUGUUGGGGAUGUGGUUAAGAGCUUAGAGGAAGAAUUGAUUCCAGGUAUAAGAAAUGAGUUUUACCCGGUGACGUCGGCUUUUGGGGCUCCAAUAUAUUUCUCUCUUGAACGUGCAGCCGCUCCUUACUUUGGAAUAAAGGUUUAUGGAGUGCAUAUGUGUGGCUAUGUUGAGAAAGAUGGGAAGGAAUUUCUAUGGAUAGGGAAGAGAAGUCAACAGAAACAGACCUAUCCAGGGAUGCUUGAUCAUCUUGUUGCUGGUGGACUGCCUCAUGGGGUAGCUUGUGGGGACAAUGUUGUGAAGGAAUGUGAAGAGGAAGCCGGAAUACCAAGCUCCAUUUCCAAGGGUGCUGUACCAGUUGGUGCUGUUUCGUAUAUGGACAUUGAUGGGUAUAGUUACAAAAGGGAUGUCUUGUUUUGCUAUGAUUUAAAACUCCCUGAGAGCUUCAUGCCUAAGAAUCAAGAUGGAGAGGUGGAGAGUUUCAAGUUGAUCCCUGUGACGCAUGUUGCGAACAUCAUCCGGAGGACACCAUUUUUCAAGCCAAAUUGUUCACUUGUCAUCAUUGAUUUCCUGUUUCGACAUGGGUACAUUAGUCCCGAAUGCUUCGGAUACCUGGAUCUAUUACAAAGUUUGAGAAGCGGUAGUUGUUCCUAAUAUUAUUUUUUACGUACUUUAAUCGUAGAAGACUAGAAGCUAUCUUAAAAUCUGUGUAAGUAAUACAUUGCUUGGAAGAACACUAGUUAAUGUUCAAAAUGUUGCUGUUCCUGCUUU
Molecule: messenger RNA, 1205 nt
Organism: Rosa rugosa (rugosa rose)
Lineage: Eukaryota; Viridiplantae; Streptophyta; Magnoliopsida; Rosales; Rosaceae
Product: nudix hydrolase 20, chloroplastic-like
Exons: 9
Coding region: 18-1088 (356 amino acids)
Molecular function (GO): 8-oxo-dGDP phosphatase activity
Source: RefSeq, a predicted model, not a curated record